Molecule: messenger RNA, 819 nt
Organism: Acanthosepion pharaonis
Lineage: Eukaryota; Metazoa; Mollusca; Cephalopoda; Sepiida; Sepiidae
Source: the annotation of a GenBank genome assembly
AUGGUGAUUCUUUUUAAUUUCGUUUUUUUUUUUUCUCUACCCCUUCCCCCUCGAUUUCUUUCUUUAUCGAUCCAGAUUCUUGCUUUUUACCUUCCUCAAAGAUAUUAUCCUUACUUUCUACGUUUUGUCUUUUCUUUCUCCCUUUUCUUUUUCGCCCCCUUUUUCCCUCCUCCCCUUUCUUUUUCGCCCCCUUUUUCCUUCCUCCCUUUUCUUUUUCUACUCCUUUUUCCCUUCCUUUUCUUUUCUACUCCUUUUCUCCCUCCCUUCCUUCCUUUUCUGCUCCUUUUCUCCCUCCCUUCCUUUUCUUUUCUGCUCCUUUUCUCCCUCCUUCCCCCUCCUUUUCUUUUGUCCCUCCCCUUUUCUUUUGUCCCUCUCCUUUUCUUUGUCCCUCCCUCCCCUUUCUUUCUACUCCUUUUCUCCCUUCCUCCCCUUUCUACUCCUUUUCUCCCUCCCUCUCUCCCCCUUUCUUUUCUACUCCUUUUCUCCUCCCUCUCUCCCCCCUUUCUUUUCUACUCCUUUUCUCCUCCCUCUCUCUCCCCUUUCUUUUCUACUCCUUUUCUCCCUUCCUUCCUCCCUCCCUCCCUUUCUUUUCUACUCCUUUUCUCCCUUCCUUCCUUCCCCCUCCCUCCCCUUUCUUUUCUACUCCUUUUCUCCCUCCCUCUCUCCCUUUUCUUUUUAUGCGAGAAAGGUAUCAGUGAACCACAUUCAUCUUGUGUUGUCGGCCAGAAGCAACAAGCAUACGUUGAUGCAUGCAAAGUCGUUAUCAUGUCUGAGAUGACUACGAUCUCACUCUCUCACUCACUCUCUCUCUCUCUCUAA